GUAGCUGGCCAAGAAAUACGAACACGGCCCUCCCACGCAUCUCUCAAUGAAUGCCGUGCGGACGCAGAUUUGAUUUGUAAUCAUCCACGCCGCUGUUGUUGCUUUCCAAAGUGAAGAGACAGGAAUGCCAUGGCUACUCAGAACAACCAGGAUUAUUAUAGAUCUGUUAGCAGCGAGUCCACAACAUACAUGAUGGUCCCAGCGAACAGUCGACGAGACGCACCUUCAAAGUUAUGGAUAGCGAUGGUCGUUAUCGUGGUGGUGGUUCUUCAGAUAGCCUCUACCACCGGACUAUUUGUCUACCUUAACAUGUCACUGUCACAGGUGAAAAGCCAAGGCGUCACCGAGGAGCUGCGUUGUCUGGGGCUACUCAACGCCCUGGACAAAGACCAGGACAUCCCCGAGAACCUGGCCCAGCUUUUUGGGGAGCCAUGCAUCAAGCUGGCCGAGGGCAUCAAGGCCUACAUCUCCAAGGUGACAGAGAACCUCAUCUCACAGCGGGGAUUCCCAGAGCCAAGAACAAUGCCUCGCUCGUCAUACAACACGUCUGCUGUUAAGCUGCUGAACACAGUACCACAGAGGCCCUCUGCGCACCUCACACUCAGAGAUGGGCUCUCAGGUGAGGGCUCCUACCCCAACCCACAGCCAGACCUGCACCAGUCAUGCCGACACCCGGUGCGCACCUGGGGCAACGGCAGCUUCGGAGCGCACCUGCGCAACAUGACCCUGGCCAACGGGCGUCUGCGCGUGCCCCUGGACGGCCGCUACUACCUGUACGCCCAGGUGUACUUCCGCUACCCGUCGCCCAGUUCCGAGUCGGACCAGUCGGGCGCCAGCCACCAGCUGGUCCAGUGCAUCUACAAGAAGACCAACUACCUGCGGCCGAUACAGCUGCUGAAAGGGGUGGGCACCAAGUGCUGGGCACCGGACGCCGAGUACGCGCUGCACUCUGUCUACCAGGGCGGCCUGUUCGAGCUACGCGCUGGCGACGAGGUCUUCGUCUCGGUCUCAUCGCCCACCAUGGUCAACGCCGAGGACUCGGCUAGUUACUUCGGCUUGUUCCGGCUGGACCUGUGAGAGAGAUGGAGACAGACAGAGAGAGAGAGAGAGAGAAGGAAGGAUGGAAGGAUGGAUGGAUGGAUAGAUAGAUAGAUAGAUAGAUAGAUAGAUAGAUGGAUGGAUGGAGGGCGAUGAGAUGAAGGAAGAGAGGAAGAAAUAAAAAGAGUGAGAAAGAAGGAAAAGGGACGCGUAACUAUGGGGAAGGAGAAAGCACAGGGACUGCCACGCUAAAAGACUACGUUACCCAUAAGGCAUCUGUGCUGUGUGCUGUGUAGAGGAGAGGAGAGGAGUGGUGUGGCGUGGGCCUUUGCUGAGACGUGCCUUAAUGUGGUUGUGGUGGUUGACAUGAGGAAGGAAUUUUAACCGUUUUUCUUUUUUUUUUUAAUUCUCUAGUUUUUAUGAGCCUGGACUCAAUCUCCCAUCCACAUGAAAGACAGAGGAAUGAAUGUAUUUUUCUAAGCCAAAUCAAUGGAUCUUGCAAUGCGUAUCAAAAUGGAUGACCAAAGCCUGUGUUUUGUUAUUAUUAUUAUUGUUAUUAUUAUUAUUAUUAUUGUUAUUGUUGUUGUUGUUGUUGUUCUUGUUUCAUGUUUUCGAUGUAGCUUGCAAGCCAAUUGUGUUUGUUUUGAAUGGAACAACCAGAGAGCACAUAAAAUGCUUUCUGGACGGGAUUGGAAACUGGACAAUUCACAUAGCAAGAACUCCGCAUCCGUUUGGUGCUUCAUCACAGAUGUGUGUGUAUUCUCUCGGGAGAGGUGCCUGCGUGAAUGUGUGGGCCAGGAGAGAGAGCCCUCGAAGGCAGGGGACUGGUUCGAGCUCCGAGAGAUGUCGUUCCACCGGAACCUCUGCAGAACUUUUAAACGAGCGAGCAAGCGAGCGAUUCCUCUGCAGGAAUCUACCCACUCCUGUCCAACCUGAGAGGCAUCCUGCUCAAGACAAGCCCAUCCGUCACGCAAGCAAACACACACACACACACACACACACAUAUUUCUUACCACCUUAGGGUCAUAAACAGCUGAAGAGCCGGUACUCGCCAACACACACUCCAUGUGUAUAUUUUCUCACAGACACACAUCACUACCUACCUGCUCACUUCAAACACAAAUACACAAACCACACAAGGAGAACCACACAAAGAGAAAACCAAAGAUAAACACUUAGAUUAUAGACCAUGUGCACCGACAUCUGAGAGUAAUUUGGAUGAUUCAGUGCCAGUCAAGUGGACGUGAUACUGAAUGCAUGUUUUAUAACAGACAAAGCAUGUUAAUUAAUGCAUAGUCGGUAUAGGGGGUUCCCACCAAAGGCUUGUGUGCACACAUU
Messenger RNA from Alosa sapidissima (American shad), 2376 nucleotides. RefSeq names its product tumor necrosis factor ligand superfamily member 10-like. Gene Ontology annotation, cellular component: membrane. Gene Ontology annotation, biological process: immune response. The coding region runs from base 130 to 1077 and encodes 315 amino acids. Gene Ontology annotation, molecular function: tumor necrosis factor receptor binding. The record is from RefSeq and is a predicted model, not a curated record. Lineage: Eukaryota; Metazoa; Chordata; Actinopteri; Clupeiformes; Clupeidae. The transcript has 5 exons.